CUUCCUUCUGCAACGCUCCCUUAGAAUCAUCAUCAGGUGUUGGUGUUUGGCUUCCGAGGUAAGUGAUGGGGAGAGCGAAUAGCCGUUGUUGGACGGCAUGGUUGGCUGUGGUUCUUGUGCAUUGGUGCCUCUGCGUCAGGGAAAGGAACGGGGUGGUGGUGGAGGCCUCCCAUGUGGUGUAUGAAUCCCUCCAGUCUGUUCCUGCUUCCGUUGUCGACAGUAAGUUGAGGACUGGGUAUCACUUCCAGCCCCCGAAACACUGGAUCAAUGAUCCAAAUGGGCCGAUGUACUACAAUGGCCUCUACCACCUCUUCUACCAGUACAACCCCAGUGGCUCGGUGUGGGGCAACAUCGUGUGGGCACACUCCGUCUCCACCGAUCUCAUCAACUGGGUAGCGCUCGAGCCGGCGAUCUACCCGUCGAAGCCCUUCGACAUCAAGGGUUGCUGGUCUGGCUCUGCAACCAUCCUUCCCGGCAACAGGCCCGUGAUACUGUACACUGGCCUCGACCCUCGUGAGAGACAAGUGCAGAACAUUGCGUACCCGAAGAAUCUCUCUGAUCCUUACCUCCGUGAGUGGGUGAAGCCCGACUUCAACCCUGUCAUUGCCCCGGACGAUGGGGUCAACGGCAGCGCCUUCCGUGACCCGACGACGGCGUGGCGUGGACCUAGUGGCCACUGGAAGCUGGUGGUUGGCAGCAAGUGGAACAAGAGGGGCAAGGCGAUUCUGUACCGGAGCAGAGACUUCGUGCACUGGGUCAAGGCAAAGCACUCGCUCCACAGCGCCAGGGACACCGGCAUGUGGGAGUGCCCGGACUUCUACCCGGUGGCGUUGAAGGGGACGCGAGGCCUAGAUACGUCCGUGUAUGGCCAUGGCGUGAAGUAUGUGCUCAAGGUCAGCUUGGACAUCACGAGGUACGAGUACUACACGGUGGGGAAGUACUACCACGACAAGGACAAGUAUGUGCCCGACGCAACGUCGGCGGACGAUAACACCGGCUUGAGGUAUGAUUACGGCAACUUCUACGCUUCCAAGACCUUCUUCGACGGGAAGAAGCAGCGAAGGAUCCUGUGGGGGUGGGCCAACGAGUCGGACACCUCGGAUGUCGAUAAAGCUAAAGGUUGGGCGGGCAUUCAGAUGAUUCCAAGAACCAUUUUGCUCGACAGCAGCGGUCGACAGCUUGUGCAGUGGCCGAUCGAAGAGAUUGAAUCUCUCAGAGGCAAACACGUUGUUGUCGAGCACAAGAGGAUCCCAAGUGGUGGCUUCUUCGAAGUGACCGGGAUAGACUCUUCACAGGCGGAUGUAGAGGUGAGCUUUGAUGUCUCAGGCUUGGAGAAAGCUGAGGACUUCGAUCCUUCUUGGGCGACUGACGCCGAGGCACUCUGCGGCCGGAAGACAGCAGACGUGAAGGGUGGGGUUGGGCCAUUCGGAGUGCUGGUUUUGGCUUCAGCCAACAUGGAAGAGAAGACUGCUGUGUUCUUCAGGGUCUUCAAAGCUUACCACAAACAUGUAGUCCUCAUGUGUCAUGAUCCUACCAGGUCCUCACUGAGGGCAGGACUGUACAAGCCAACCUUUGCAGGCUUCGUCGAUGUCGAUAUAGCUAAAACUGGCAAGAUCUCCUUAAGGACCUUGAUUGAUAGCUCUGUGGUGGAGAGCUUUGGGGCCAAAGGCAAGACAUGCAUUACUUCCAGAGUUUAUCCCAGCUUGGCUAUCGGAGAAGAUGCCCACCUGUUCGUCUUCAACAAUGGAUCAACUGAUGUCAAAGUCUCCGAGUUGAAUGCAUGGGAGAUGAAGAAACCUCUGAUGAAUGGAGCAUAGUGAGGCAAUCAUUGAAGUGUCCACUUCUACAAUAAGUUUUCGUAGCUUCUUGUCCACUGCAGUGUUAUCCUUGAAGGUUCUAAUUCCAGUUAUCCUUCAGAGUUUAUUGAA
This is a messenger RNA of Musa acuminata AAA Group (dessert banana), 1928 nucleotides long. RefSeq names its product beta-fructofuranosidase, insoluble isoenzyme 3. The record is from RefSeq and is a predicted model, not a curated record. The transcript has 7 exons. The coding region runs from base 66 to 1817 and encodes 583 amino acids. Lineage: Eukaryota; Viridiplantae; Streptophyta; Magnoliopsida; Zingiberales; Musaceae. Gene Ontology annotation, biological process: carbohydrate metabolic process. Gene Ontology annotation, molecular function: hydrolase activity, hydrolyzing O-glycosyl compounds.